CGGCUUAUUAUCUUGGCUUUUGUUGAAUAUUGAAAGAAAUUUAUGCUACAUCAAAAAAUCAUCAUCAUUCAAUCUGAUUACCAUUGAACACAAGAUUUACAUGAAUAUGAUGGCCAUGAAUAAGAUGUUUUCAUUCAUGAGGCUAGCCUCAUCAUCAUCAUCAUCAUUAUUAUCAUUGACGAAUCUGAAUUUUUUUGACCAUCAUAAUAUCGCACAUCUACUACUACCAUCAUCAUCAUCAUCAUAAAUGCCAAUGAUGAUAAUCCAGAUUCUAUAAACAUAUUCUGUUGACCAAGAUAAUGAUUUUUUUUUUGUUUUGUUUUUGUUUGGUUUGCCAACAAUUAUAAACAUUUUCAAUGAUGUGAUGAUAAAACUAUGGCUUUAAUAAAAUGUUGGUUACGUCAAACUAUUAUCAUAUUAUGACGACUACGACGACUACAAACACCGGAUUUAAGAAAUAUGAUACGAUACGAGGCAAACAUUUUCUGAUAUAUAAAUAUGAUAAACGAAAAGCUUAUCAAUUUAUUUUAUGAUAAAAAAAAUAAUCAUUGUUUUUUUUUGACAAAAAGAAAUUUUCUUUAUAUUUUUUUUCGUUGAUUUUUCGUUAUAAAUUUCCAUCAAAUUAUUGCCAUUAUAUUUUUUUUUUUCAAUCAAUGAGCUCAUCAUCAUCAUCGUCGUAGUCGUCAGCUUUUCAUCUUUCGUCAAUCAAAUUUGUUCUUCUCGUCAUCAUUGCUGCAUAUCAUCGCCGAAUUUUUAAUUCAUUAAUUUUCUUCCAUUGUCAAUCAAACUAUGGUCAUGAAUUUAUGAAUUUUUUCGUUCAACUCUUUUUUCAGCUUCGUAUUUUGAUCAAAAACAACAAAUACGUCAUCAACUUUUUUUUCAAUAUUUAUGAUGAUGAUGAUGAUUAUCAUUAUUGUUGGAAAAACAAAAACCGAAUUACAGUAAAGAAUAUAGUAAACAAAAACUUCCAAAGAAAAAAAAAGAAUUCGAAAUCAACAAAACCAAAACCAUCAUCCCAUUCGCCACAAUAACAAUGGAAUCAUCAAAGGCAGCUACAGCCAAUUCGAAUGGUGAACAUUGUAUUAUACAACGGCCAUCAUCCGAAUCAUUAUCAUCAAAUCCAUCGAAGAUUAAUGAUCAUAAAAUGAUUAUUACAAUACCCGAUGGUGCUGAACAAUUACCCUUUCAGAUUGCUGGCCAUUGUUUUGGUAAAAGUAAACAUAAAUGGGGUAUAUUGAAACAUUCCCAAUCUGGUGAUAUAUUGAAACCUAUUUUUGAUAAAAGAAGUCAUCGUGAACAAUUAUUCUAUGAGAAUAUAAUCAAUGAUGAUGAUAAUGAUAAAGACAAUGGCUGCUUGAAAAUAUUACAAAAAUUGGUGCCUCAUUACAAUGGUUUAUUCCAUGAUGAUCAUAUGAAUAUUGAUUAUAUCCGUCUAGAAGAUAUUACUGCCCAUAUGAUAAAUAUUUCAUUAUUAGAUGUUAAAAUUGGCUAUAUUACUUAUGAUCCUGAAGCAAGUGAAGAAAAACGUCGUGCUGAAAUGAGUAAAUAUAAAUAUGCAAAAGAUCUUGGAUUUCGAAUAUUAGGAAUGAGAUAUUUCGAUAGUACAACCAAUGAAUUUGUUGAUAAAAAUCGUGAAUAUGGACUGCAGAUAACACCGGAUAAUGCUUCCAGUGCAUUUUUAUUAUUUGCUCAAAAUGAUCCCAAUAUAUUACAACAAUUUGAUAAUCAAUUGUCCGAAAUUGAACAUUGGUUCACAAAGCAUAAUAUACGACGAUGGAAAUUUCUAUCAUCAUCCAUAUUGUUUGCUUGUGGUGAAAAAACAAUCAACACCAACAUCAAUAAUGAUGAUGGCCAUAAUAAUAAUAAACGUAAAACAAUUGUCAAAAUGAUUGAUUUUGCACACGUGUUUCCAAAUGAUGACCAAGAAUUGGAUGAAAACUAUUUAUUCGGCCUAGGUAAAUUACGUUUUCAUAUAACAGAUGCGAUAAAGAUUUGUGAACAACAACAACAACAACAAUCUAAAUAAAUGAAAUAAU
Messenger RNA from Dermatophagoides farinae (American house dust mite), 2036 nucleotides. Its product is annotated as inositol polyphosphate multikinase. Gene Ontology annotation, cellular component: cytoplasm; nucleus. Gene Ontology annotation, molecular function: inositol tetrakisphosphate kinase activity; inositol-1,4,5-trisphosphate 3-kinase activity. The record is from RefSeq and is a predicted model, not a curated record. Lineage: Eukaryota; Metazoa; Arthropoda; Arachnida; Sarcoptiformes; Pyroglyphidae. Gene Ontology annotation, biological process: inositol phosphate biosynthetic process.